Molecule: messenger RNA, 2871 nt
Organism: Striga hermonthica
Lineage: Eukaryota; Viridiplantae; Streptophyta; Magnoliopsida; Lamiales; Orobanchaceae
Source: the annotation of a GenBank genome assembly
AUGGUUCAAUUCCACGAGCACAUAAUCAGCGAUCUCCUGGAGGAUCCCACCGGCGGCCUGGUUGUCCUCUCCGCCGGCCUCGGCCUCCCCAAGCUCGUAUCCUCCCUCCUCAGCCUCCACGACCCUUCCCAGGGCUCUGUCCUCAUCCUCAACGCCUCCCCUUCCCAGAAGAGCUCCAUCGACGCCGCCUCUCGAUUCGCCUCCAUCACCACCGACCUCCCCGCCCACCACCGCCUCUCCCUCUACACCUCCGGCGGGGUCUUCUUCAUCACCGCCCGCAUUCUCAUCGUCGAUUUGCUCACUCAGCGCCUCCCCACCACCUCAGUUGCCGGAAUUAUCCUCCUCAACGCCCAUUCGCUUUCGGAUACUUCGACUGAGGCUUUCAUUGUCCGGAUUAUUCGGUCGUCCAAUCGUUCCGUCUAUGUUCGAGCCUUCUCCGACCGGCCCCACGCAAUGGUUUCUGGAUUUGCGAAAGCAGAGCGGAUCCUCAAGUGCCUUUUUAUCCGUAGACUCCACCUCUGGCCUAGAUUUCAGGUGUAUGUUUCUCAGCAUUUGGAAAAGGAUCCUCCAGAGGUGAUUGACAUUCGGGUCCCAAUGUCACCAUACAUGAUUGGUAUUCAGAAAGCUGUGAUUGAAGUGAUGGAUGCGUGUUUAAAAGAGAUGAGGAAGACUAACAAGGUUGAUGUGGAGGAUUUGACAGUGGAAAACGGGCUGUUUAAAUCGUUUGAUGAGAUUGUAAGGAGACAAUUGGAUCCUAUAUGGCAUACAUUAGGGAAGAGGACGAAGCAGCUUGUUUCAGAUUUGAAGUCAUUGCGGAAGCUGCUAGAUUAUCUUGCCAGAUAUGAUGCUGUGACUUAUCUGAAGUAUCUUGACUCGCUUAGAGCUUCAGAGAGCUUUCGAUCUGUUUGGAUCUUUGCUGAGUCUAGCUACAAGAUUUUUGAGUAUGCUAAGAAGCGAGUUUAUCAUUUUGGUCGGCCAAAUAGUGGAAAAUCUGUUGAGACGAGUAAGAGUGUUGUCGUCAGGAAGAGAAAACAAGAUGGAAAGAUCAAGGAUACAGAUGGUUCGACAGCAACUGCGGAUGGUGGGGCUGUUUUGGAGGAAAUUUUGGAGGAACCACCAAAGUGGAAGGUCUUGCGAGAUAUUCUUGUGGAGAUACAAGAGGGGAGACAGAAACAAUCAAUGGCCGGGGAAGAUGAAAUAGUUGGAGAUGAAAGAGAACCUAAUGGAAUUAUUCUUGUGGCUUGCAAGGAUGAACAUUCUUGCAUGCAGCUUGAAGAUUGCAUUACAAAAGGCCAGCAUGAGGUAAUGCGAGAGGAAUGGGAAAAAUAUCUGCUAAGUAAAGUUGAGCUGAAAACUUUACCAAAACAUAAGCAGAAGAAGCCAAAGGCACCUAAAGGUUUUGGGGUUCUUGAUGGGGUUAUCCCCUCCAUUUCUGGACAAAAAGCUGAUGUCAGCAGCAUAAGCAAACCCGAGAAUGAUGCGCUGCUGGCUGCAGCAUAUGAAAUAAGUAAACAAGCAAAAAGGGACAAUGAUAUGAAAGAUGGUGGAGCCAGUGAGGAACAUGAUAAAGGAAGGAGAAAUGGAAGAAAUAAGAACAAGAUAAAGAUUGUUGAGACUGACCCUGAACCCGAAACUAGAUUUCAAUCUCAGACCUCUCCCUCAAAGCAAGAAGAGGAAAAAAUUGACAAUCAAUCAAUAGCUGGUCCUAUUCUUGGCAACAAACUAGAGAGUGAGUAUCCUGAUAGAAUUCUUCGAAAGCAUGUUCAAGGACCGGAUAGUGCAAGGCAGCUCCCACCAGUGAUUUUCCAUGCACUUGAGAGUGAUCACAGUAUUCUUGAUAUUUUAGAGCCUUCUGUAAUUAUUGUGUACCAUCCUGACAUUGCUUUUGUGAGAGAAAUUGAAGUUUACAAAUCAGAGAAUCCCUUGAAGCCGUUGAAAGUAUACUUUCUAUUUUAUGAAGAUUCCACUGAGGUUCAAAAAUUUGAGGCGAGUAUACGUAGAGAAAAUGGAGCAUUUGAGUCUCUGAUCAGGCAGAAGUCUAUGAUGAUGAUACCAGUUACUCAGGAUGAGCAGCUUCUAGGCAUAAGUUCUUCUGUAGAGCCGCAAUCUACUGUUGCCCAAAAUAUGAUUACCAGAAAAGCUGGUGGAAAGAAGGGAGCAGAUAAGGAAAUGCAGAUCAUAGUGGACAUGAGGGAAUUCAUGAGCAGCCUUCCGAAUGUCCUCCACCAGAAAGGCACACGCAUUAUACCUGUGACUUUGGAAGUGGGAGAUUACAUUCUAUCCCCAUUAAUAUGUGUCGAGCGUAAGAGUAUACAAGAUCUCUUUGGCAGUUUUUCAUCUGGUCGUUUAUAUCACCAGGUGGAGAUGAUGUCACGUUAUUAUCGAAUACCUGUUCUCCUGAUCGAGUUUUCGCAAGACAAGAGCUUUUCAUUUCUGUCUGCAAGUGAGAUAGGUGAUGAUGUUACUCCAAAUAGUAUUAUAUCCAAGCUGUCACUGCUUGUUCUCCAUUUCCCUCGCCUGCGUAUUGUCUGGUCCCGCAGUUUGCAUGCCACUGCCGAAAUUUUCACGAUGCUCAAAGCGAACCAAGAUGAACCACACGAGGCCAAGGCAAUUAGAAUAGGUGUCCCAUCAGAGGAUGGCAUUAUCGAGAAUGAUGUUAGAGCCGAAAAUUUCAAUACAUCAGCUGUUGAGUUCCUCAGACGACUGCCCGGGGUUACAGAUUCCAACUACAGGUCGAUAAUGGACGGUUGUAAAAGCUUGGCGGAACUUGUAAUGCUUCCAAUAGAGAAACUAGCAGAGUUGAUGGGGGGUCAGAAGGCAGCAAAAACCUUGAGAGAUUUUCUGGAUGCCAAGUAUCCAACCUUGCUUUAG